Molecule: messenger RNA, 703 nt
Organism: Suncus etruscus (white-toothed pygmy shrew)
Lineage: Eukaryota; Metazoa; Chordata; Mammalia; Eulipotyphla; Soricidae
Gene: LRAT
Product: lecithin retinol acyltransferase
Exons: 3
Coding region: 20-703 (227 amino acids)
Biological process (GO): retinol metabolic process
Molecular function (GO): phosphatidylcholine-retinol O-acyltransferase activity
Source: RefSeq, a predicted model, not a curated record
GCCCGGUCCUGCCUCCAGGAUGAAGAACCCGGUGCAGGAGGUGCUGUUCUCCCUGCUGGAGAAGUUGCUCUUCGUCUUCAGCUUGUGCUCGGCCGACCCGGGCGAAGACAAGGCCAAGAGUCGGUUCUAUGACACCAGCUCUUUCCUCCGCGGCGACAUGCUGGAGGUGCCCCGGUUGCACCUGACCCAUUAUGGCAUCUAUCUGGGCGACAACCGCGUCGCCCACCUCAUGCCCGACAUCCUGUUGGCCCUGACCGAUAACCCGAAGCUCACGCAGCCGGUCGUGUCGAGCAAGCGUCUCUUCCUGGGCGUCUUCUUUCGGGUGGCCAGCAUCCGCGUGGACACGGUGGAGGACUUCGCCUACGGAGGCGACAUCCUGGUCAAUCACAUGGACCGGACCCUCCAGAGGAAGGCGCUGCAAAACGAGGAGGUGGCGCUGCGGGCCGAGAAGCUCAUUGGUUCGUCUCCCUACAGCCUGCUUUGGAACAACUGCGAGCAUUUCGUGACCUACUGCAGAUUCGGCACCCCCAUCAGCACCCAGACCGACCAGCUUUGUGAGAAUGUGAAGACACUUAUUCGUGAUCAGAGAAGUUUUCUUGCUUCUGCAAUCUUGGGAUUGGUGUUUAUAGUUUAUGUGGGCUUGGCAUCAUUUGCUACAUUGCCUGCAAUUUUUAUUCCAUUUAUGUUAUGGGUAAUUGGCUAA